This is a messenger RNA of Ctenopharyngodon idella (grass carp), 2355 nucleotides long. RefSeq names its product chemokine XC receptor 1. The transcript is spliced from 2 exons. The coding region runs from base 306 to 1286 and encodes 326 amino acids. Gene Ontology annotation, molecular function: chemokine receptor activity. Gene Ontology annotation, cellular component: membrane. Lineage: Eukaryota; Metazoa; Chordata; Actinopteri; Cypriniformes; Xenocyprididae. The record is from RefSeq and is a predicted model, not a curated record. Gene Ontology annotation, biological process: G protein-coupled receptor signaling pathway; chemotaxis; immune response.
UUGAGAAAGGAUGUCACUUACCCAUCAUACAAAGAUUAGAUAGGUUUUUUAGCUUUCAGUUAUUUUAGCUAGUUGAUCUAAGGAACAUGUAAUCAUCACAAUGAUGAUAUGCGUGUCUUGAGAAAAAAAGCAACGGUUUCAUGUGACCAUGGAUGUACAAAGUUCAUGAAAUUCCAGUUAAUUUUAUACUAGAGAUUGUGGUCAUCUACAGCGGUUGGUAAUGUGCUGUUCUGAUCAUCAUUGUGCUCUACAAGGUCCAAGUAUUUAGCAUACAAAGAGGAAAGAAUUGAACGUGGACAAAUCGGAUGUGGUCAGUUCGUGAUUGCAGAACGAACAUGAGUGAUGAGAAUACAACAGACACUGACUACUACGACUUACACUACGAGGACCAGAUGUGUAAGAAAGAUGAAGUGGUGAAAUUUGGAUCCAUUCUCAUUCCAUUCUUCUUCUCAUUAGUUGUUCUGUUAAGCUGCAUCAGUAACGGCCUUGUUCUGGUCAUCCUGGCACUUUAUGAGAACCUCAAAUCCCUGACCAACGUCUUCAUCCUCAAUUUAGCGCUAUCAAAUCUGCUGUUCACGUUUGGACUUCCAUUCUGGGCCUCGUACUACAUCUGGGGUUGGACGUUUGGAGAAAGUGGCUGUAAAGCAGUGAAGUUUCUGUUCUAUGUUGGCUUUUACAGCAGUGUGUUGUUCUUAACUCUCAUGACCAUUCAGCGUUACAUGGCAGUGGUUCAUCCUCUGUCUGACUGGGAGAAAUGCAGAGGAUUUUCUGUCGCUCCCUCUAUCGUUUGGAUCCUGAGCGGAGCGGUUUCACUGCUUGGUUCACUUCAUAGCAAAGUUAUACAACAUUUUAAUAGUACAUACUGUGAGUAUGGCAGUGUUCAAGUGAAAUCUGGCAUUGCUUAUUUUCAAAAUGUUUUCUUCUUCAUUGCAUUUAUAAUCAUGGGUUAUUGCUAUGGCAGAAUGCUUCGGACGAUAACAAAAUCACGGACCAAUAAGAGACACAAGACUGUAAGUCUAACAUUUGUUAUUGUGCUGGUGUUUUUUAUUGGUUGGGCUCCAUAUAACAUUGUUAUGUUCCUGAAAUCAUUGACUGAUCAGCAUAUCCACCCAUUCACAGACUGUACAGUAAGCAUUAGACUCGACUAUGCAUAUUAUGCUUGCCGAAUGUUAGCUUUCUCGCACUGUUGCUUAAACCCUCUGUUUUUAGUUUUUGUAGAUGCAAGGUUCCGUAAUAAUGUACGAGCAAUUCCAAAGAGGGUCUUAUGUAAAGACUUAAGUCUAUGAAUAAUCUGCUUUGGAAAGAUAAAUACUUGAGACAGAAAACAAUAGCAUUGAAAGAGAUUGAUGAAUCUGGCAGCAGAAUUGAUCAAAUCAUUACUGGUUACAAUUAACAUAUAAUAUUGGAAUGCUAUCUUUGUGUAAAAGCAUGUGUUGAGCAUUGUUGGGAAAAGUUACUUUAAAAAGUAAUGCAUUACAAUAUUGCACUACUUUACGAAAAGUAAACCUGGGCUGGGGUUGCUUGUUUGUUUUUUAAUAACAACAACAACAAAAAAAAGUUCAAUUUUUGGCAAAUGUCAAGGCCCUUUCACACCAAAAGCCUCAGGCUGAUGGAAAUGCAUAUUUACUCAAACUAACCUUUCAGCUGUGCUGCCUUUCUGAAUUGAAGAAGAAUAGGAUACAGGAGGAGGAAGUUCAACGGUCUUUCUCGGUUUCUAAACCUAAUCUAAAGUAAUUUUUGCUUAUUAGUAUGGUUGAAUUUGAUCAUUGAAGGUCAGCAGCAAAGACAUUGGUUUAUAAAGUGAGAUUAAAUACAUAAAAUAUAUUUGUGUAAUUUAAUAUAGUUAAUUAUUACAGGUUUGCAUAAAAUUAUGAAAUUGUAUUUCACAGUUUUUAUUCAUUUUGAGAAAUACUGAAUGUUUUCGUGCAAGUGAGAUGAGUAAAUGCAUGUUCACAUUUAGUCUUGAACUAAAAUAACCAUCAUGUUAACAUUUAUUUGAAAAAGUAACUUAGAUAUUUUGUUGUAAAUUGAAAAAGUAAUGUUACAUUAUUAGUUACUUGAAAAAAGUUGUAAUGUGUUGAGUUCAUGCCAGCCCUGAAUACACAAAAGGAAAAUAUGUUGUGACUAAAGUGUUACUGAAUUUCUUAAAUACUGCCACCCUAAAAUUACUGUAAAAGAAAUCACAUGAGAACUGCCUGUGGAAAAAUGCCGAUUAUGUAGUUUUGUUUUGAUGCAAAUGACUAGAAAAAAACGACAUUUUCUUCUUUCACGUGAGAAAGUGUAAAUUGUGGUCUGUGGAAGGAAGCACAGCGUCAUCACUGGCCUACUAAAACAGGAAAACGGAAGAAUACACAA